AUGCCGCCAAAGAACCAGCGACGUUCUCACACGAAAUCCAAGAACGGAUGCAGUCAGUGCAAGGUCCGGCGAAUCAAGUGUAAUGAGGUGCAUCCGGUUUGUAACAACUGCGAACGUCGCCAAAUAUUCUGCGAUUUCUCGGCGUCACCUGGUAGCAGCAAAUCUCCCAGCAAUACUGCCCCAGAUGUACGAAGGCAGGAAAGUCAAGCAGGUUCCGUCAAUGGGUCGCAGCGGACGCCCACACAGCCUAUGGUCGAUCCAUUUCAGCAGCCUGACCUCGUGAGCACUAAGAAGAGCACUGAUUUGGAUGUGACCGAUCUUCGGUUAAUGCAUCAUUUCACCAGCGUGGUCGCCCUCGAUCUGGCCAAUGCCCAGACUCCCGAAGCUCAGGCAUUGUGGCAAGUCCACGCGGUUAAGCUGGGCUUGAAGCACGAAUUCCUUCUCCGGGGCAUCCUAGCCGUCUCAGCGUUCCACCUGGCCUAUCUUUGUCCGGACAGGAAGGCCGAGUACGAAUUGAUCGGGACGACGCAUCAAAGCCUUGGUCUCACCGAGUUUCAAGAAACACUAAGCCACGUCGAUGAAACUAACUGCCAGGCGCUUUUUGCCUUUUCUUGCCUGUUAAUCGUGCUCGCUUUUGCUUCGAGUGCGAAGGACAAACCCGAGGACUUCACCCAUGAUGUGCUGCAUUGGUUCUAUUUGCUGAGAGGAGCAAACAUAGUACUCAACAUGCACCAUGACACAAUCCGGGGCAGCUUUCUCAAGCCGCUCCUGGAUGAAAUGGCGCACAUGGAUAAUAUCGCAGCCUACAGAUUUCCCGAUACCGAUCAGAUCACCAAGCUAUUUCGAGUCUGCAGUUCUCCGGAACACGACAAAGAGACCGCGCAAGCCAUCGACCUGGCGAUUCAUUCACUGCUCAGCACUUUCAUUCAAGCCUCAUUACUCAAAACCCGUGGUGACGGCACGGUUUUGGCAACAUUUGUCUGGCCGAUCAACCUACCGCCCAAAUUUCUCGAUCUUCUGAGCGAGAAGCAGCCUGAAGCCAUGGUCAUUCUCGCACACUACUGCGUUCUCAUUUACUGGGGAGAGACCCACCACGAGGACACUUGGUUCAUUAGUGGAUGGGCGAAGUAUAUGCUUGAAACGGUCAAGGAAUCGAUCCCCGACCCCUGGCAGGAACAGCUUGAAUGGCCAACCAUGAUGAUCACACAAGAACAUGGCUCAUCCAGUGCCGAAGCAGCCCUUUUGGUCGGAAAUCGCUCAACGGGCUGA
Molecule: messenger RNA, 1269 nt
Organism: Cladophialophora psammophila CBS 110553
Lineage: Eukaryota; Fungi; Ascomycota; Eurotiomycetes; Chaetothyriales; Herpotrichiellaceae
Exons: 2
Coding region: 1-1269 (422 amino acids)
Biological process (GO): regulation of transcription by RNA polymerase II
Molecular function (GO): DNA-binding transcription activator activity, RNA polymerase II-specific; zinc ion binding
Source: RefSeq, a predicted model, not a curated record